Molecule: messenger RNA, 900 nt
Organism: Pristis pectinata (smalltooth sawfish)
Lineage: Eukaryota; Metazoa; Chordata; Chondrichthyes; Rhinopristiformes; Pristidae
Product: peptidase inhibitor 16-like
Exons: 5
Coding region: 217-900 (227 amino acids)
Cellular component (GO): extracellular region
Source: RefSeq, a predicted model, not a curated record
CCCAUUGACGUUUGCCAUCAGCCUCGGCUCUCUCCGGGGCUUUGGUGUGAAACGGCACCGCGAAAUAAAGUGGAGGCGUCACAAAGUGGUCGCGUCAUUGUUUCCAGGGUUAUCAUUCAAGGGCAAUGAGCUCCCUUUCCUCUCCCACUCACCGGAGCGCCCACCUAUAAAGUUAAGCGAUCUGCUUCCGAUCCGUCACGGGACAAGCGAAGAAGGAUGGCAGCCGGCUCUCUGACUGUGCCCACCUUGCUCCUGCUCCUUUCACUGGCAUUGCCCCAGCCGGCCCGCGCUCUCUCCAAGGCAGAGAAGAAAAACCUGGUUGAUGCACACAAUAUGUUUCGCUCCGAGGUACCUGAUGCAACCAACAUGCUGAGAAUGAGAUGGGAUGCACACUUGGAGAAAAUUGCCACAAAAUAUGCAAAUAAAUGUUUGUGGAAACACAAUCCAAACAGAGGGAGAGUAGGAGAAAACUUGUAUGCAACAAAUGGUCCACUAGAUCCAGCAAAAGGAGUUGAGGACUGGUAUCUAGAAAUCUAUGAUUACACAUAUGAUACAAUGACCUGUACUUCAGGGAAGAUGUGUGGGCACUAUACCCAGGUGGUAUGGGCAACUACUGACAAAGUAGGUUGCAGUGUUCACUUUUGUGAUAAGCUACAAGGUCUGGAUAAUAAAAACCUCUCUAUUCUGGUAUGCAACUAUGCACCUUCAGGAAAUGUGGUUGGUUUCAAACCAUAUAAGAAAGGAGUUCCCUGCAGUGAAUGUCCAUCUGGAUAUAAGUGCAUCGAUAAACUUUGCACUUCCAGAUCAAGUCCAGCAGGUAUGAAACAAUGCUUAGUUGCAGGUGCUAAUGAGCAAUAUUUACCUAAAAAUGUAACUGAUUUGGAAGCAGCCUGGAAAUAA